This is a messenger RNA of Quercus robur (English oak), 5480 nucleotides long. Its product is annotated as putative disease resistance protein At3g14460. Gene Ontology annotation, biological process: defense response to other organism. Lineage: Eukaryota; Viridiplantae; Streptophyta; Magnoliopsida; Fagales; Fagaceae. The transcript is spliced from 7 exons. The record is from RefSeq and is a predicted model, not a curated record. Gene Ontology annotation, cellular component: membrane. The coding region runs from base 490 to 5097 and encodes 1535 amino acids. Gene Ontology annotation, molecular function: ADP binding; protein binding.
UAUUUUUCCUCUCUUUUCUUAUCCUGUGCCGUUUUUAUCUUCUUAUUUUUUCUUCUCUCUUCUCACCGGUUCUCUUUCCCUUUCUUCCAUAUCUGCUUGAAUCCUAUGUCAGAAUCCGCUGAGAGCGAUCGUCCAAAACUUCCCAAGGUGAAAACCGAUCUCUUUCCCCACUAUUUGGCUUUCACCUUCUACUAUCUCUCUUUCUUGACUUCGGAUAUGUGAAACCAUCUCCGCUUGAACCGAAUCUCUUUUUUGUUCCACUAUUUGCCCUUCACUUCCCGCAUAAUUCUGCUAUUCCGUUACGUUAUGUAACGAAGUCAAAGUCGACAGAACACCUUCUGAUCCCGGAAGUUAGCUUUCUUCCUUCUUUGCCUGAAUCUUUCAAGAAUCCGCCGAGAUACUUGAAAAGCUGAAUACCGUCUCUUUCAUUCGUGGUCGUAUAUGCCUUUUACUUCGCCGUCUUAUUUCUGCUAACCCUCUUUCACGAAAAUGGAUUACAGCUGGAACCUGGUGAAAUGGCAUAUUGAGCGGCUGGAAUCGCUUUUUUCCUCUUUAUCCGAAAUCUUUGGAAAACAGAAAAUUGUUAAAUUCCAAGGCUGUACAGUUCGGAUAUCUUCUUUGUCCAAAUUAUUAGAAAUCCAUGGAGAACAGGACGAACAUCUUUCCAGAAUAUUGGAAGUACAAUUGCGGAAGAAGUCGGUGGAGUGGGAGAAAUUGUUGAAGACACUUGCUGAGAUGGUCGAUAAUUUUGAGAAGCGGUACAAAGUUGAUUAUGAGGAGAAGCAGGACGAGGGAGGUGCGCUUGAUGAUGAGGAGAAGCAGCAUGAGAGAAGUUUGCUUGAACUGAAGAAGCACGAGAGAAUUGUGCUUGAACUGUGGCUCGAGGAGCUUCAGGAAGCUGUCUUUAAUACAGAGGAUCUCGUGGAUAAGAUUCACACUGUAGCUUAUGGACAAUUAUCUGAAAAGAUGGAGGACAUCCGUCGCUGUAUAGAAUCCUAUGUGAAGGCAGGAGAUGUACUCGGAUUGGCUGGACGAAAAUAUAAAAUCGAGCAACUGGAGAGUCAAAGGCAACUUCUAGGUACAACAGACUAUAUUUAUUUUGUAGAUGAGUUAGAUCCAAUAGAUUAUAAUUAUUUUGUAGAUAAGUCUGAGGUAUUCGGUAUGGAUCGUGAUAAAGAAGAAAUUAUUAAGAUCUUGCUGUCAGAUGAUGCAAAUGAUAAACAGUUGCCUGUGAUUUCCAUAGUGGGCAAUGGUAGGAUAGGGAAAACCACUCUUGCUAGGCUUGUUUACAACGAGCAGGGAGUAAGCGACCAUUUUCACAGGAAGGCCUGGGUUGACGUUCCAGAUGAUUUCGACUGGGUGAUAAAGUCAAUUUUGAAAUUCCUCACUUGGCAGAAUAAUGAUCUCAAGGAAAAGUAUAAUGAUCUCGACAAACUAGAGUUGGAACAACUUGGAUUUAAAUUGCAGAAUUACCUUAAGGGGAAGAGAUUUCUACUUGUUCUUGAUGGUGUGAAACGGAUUCCUAGUUCUAAAGGAUGGGAGGCCUUACGAUCUGCUUUCCAAUUUGCCGCAAAUGGAAGUCGUAUUAUUGUAACAACACGCAACAAAGAUAUUGCUCCAAUGAUGGAUGCUGUCAAUACUUAUCAUAUGGAGCCAUCAGAGGAAAGAAGUUGGUCGAUAUUUGCAGAAUAUGCUUUUGGAGGCCAAAACCCUACUCCAGAUACACAACUAGAAGUUAUUGGCAAAGAAAUUGUACAGAUGUGUCAUGGCUUGCCUUCAUCAGUGAGAAUACUUGGGUCUCUCUUGCGCUUUAAGCUACAACAGGAGGAGUGGGAAGCUAUACUUAAGCGCCUGAAGCCUUCGUCAGAUUCAAGGGAAGAUUCAAGGGAAAAUGUUAACGUUGUACCUAAUUUAAGACUUCCUGAAGAUCUAAAGCGAUGCCUUGCAUAUUGUUCCAUAUUUCCCCCAGAUUAUGAAUUUGAGAUGGAGAAGUUAGUCCUCUUAUGUAUGGCAGAAGGUUUUCUGAAACCGCACUCAAACUCAAUAUGGGAAACAGUGAAAGAGGUUAGUAAUAUCAUUGAAUUGGAGCCUUUUUUUCAGAAAUCAAGUCACAAUGAAUCAAGUUUCCGGAUGUGUAUGAAUAACUUGGCUGCUUAUGUGUCUACGAGGUAUUGUUUCAGAUUGGAGGAUAAUCAUCCUUCUGAAAUGCCUUUAAAUACUCGGUAUUUGUCACUUGUUGGGGGCAAAUAUGAAAAUUCAGUGAUAUUUGAGGCCAUAGAUAGAGCCAAACGUUUAAGGACUUUUUUGCCACUUGAUCAUGAAUCACGUCAUUUACGUGCUACUGAACUGCAGAAUUUGUUGUCCAAACUGCAAUUUUUACGAGUGCUAUCUUUAUCUCAUUACCAUAUCACUGAGAUACCUGAUUCAAUUGGCAAUUUGGAGCAUUUACGGUACAUUGAUCUCUCUCACACUCCAAUUAAGAGAUUACCUGAAUCGGUUUGUGAACUCCACAAUUUACAAUCAUUGAUAUUGUCGAAUUGUCAUUCUCUUACUAAAUUGCCAGAAAACACGUCAAAACUUGUGAACUUGCUUAAUCUUGAUGUUAGUGGAAGCGGUUUAAGUGAGAUGCCAAGAGAUAUGGAUAAAUUAAGAAAUCUCCGAUUACUACCUUGCUUUAUUGUGGGCAAAAAAAGUGGCUCUCUUAUAGAGUUAAAAGAUAUUAAUUGUCUUGAAGGAACACUUCACAUUUUGAAGUUGCAGAACGUGACCUCUGAGAACGUUGCACAUGGUACCCCCUUGGUGGACAAGCGUUCUAUUGAAGAGCUAGUGUUGGAAUGGGAUGAAAAUACUGCUGAUCCAGAAAAUGCUAGAAAGGUGCUUGCAGGGCUAAGACCUAGUUAUAGUUUGAAGAGGCUUACCAUUAACUUUUACUGUAGUCCAAAAUUUCCUUCGUGGUUAGAUGGUAAGGAGAUAUUCAACGAAAUGGUUUUCCUACGUCUUAGCAAUUGCAAUAGUUGCUCAACCUUGCCAUCACUCGGGAAACUACAAAAACUUAGAGUCCUCAUUAUUGAAUGCAUGGAUGCAGUGGAGGAGGUGGGUCCUGAUUUCAAUACUGAGCCACCUACGCGGAUGCAUAGGGGGUUUAGGUAUUUGGAGAGGCUAACAUUUGAGGGGAUGUCAAAAUGGACAAAGUGGGUUCCAUCAAAUGUGCUCCCUUGCCUGCAACAGCUUUGUAUACGGAGAUGCCCCAAGCUGAGGGGGAACUUGCCCAAGGAACUUCCUUCAGUAGAAAGAAUUGAGAUUUCUGAAUCUCAGGAGCUUGUGACUGCACUUACAACAGAGGCAUCAUUGAACAAUUUACAUUAUCGUGAAAAGAUUGUGUUCUUAAGUGACGAUGAAGUGACUUCUUUUACAUCUGAAGGUGCCACAGGAUCAUCAUCGCCCAUGAUUGAAGAUGAAAAAUCUCCAUUUCCCUUGACUCAAGGAGCGCCAGAGUCCUUAUUGCCCUCGGCUGAUGGUGUCGUAGAUACCUCAGUGCCAAUUACUAAAGUUUCUAAGAGACUCAGAGAAACCCCAGAAACAGAAGGAAGGGGGGAAAGUGAGGAGGAAACAGGUUUAGAAAUAACAAAAACUUCAGAAACAAAAAGGACUAAAGUGGAGCGAAAGGAGGUUAUUGAAGUAGAUCCUUUUCCUUCUCCUUUUUCAGAUGAAAAAUCCUCAUUGCCCUUGACUCAAAGUGCCACGACAUCCUCAUUCCCAACGGCGGAAGGUGUUGUAGAUGAAAAAUCUUCAUUUCCCUUGACUCAAGGAGCCGCAGAAUCCUUAUUGCCCUCGGCUGAAGGUGUCGUAGAUACCUCAGUGCCAACUACUCAAGUUGCUGCAGCAUCAUCACUGCUGCUCCUAACUGAUGGUGCAACACAAUCCUCUUUGCCUGUGGCUCAAGUACUGUCAGCCACUCUUAAUAAGAAAUUGAAGGAAAUGUCAGAAACAAAAGAAAGUGGGGAAAGUGAGGAAGCUGAUGUUCUGAGUGACACCUGGUCCAACUCCUCUUUUGAAAGCAUGAAAGUAUCAGAAAUAUCAGAAUUGAUGGCACUGCUAACGCCAUUACAUAGCCUCAAAAUUGAUGGAUGUGAUAAUCUGACGUUCAUACCUAAAAGUGUGAUAAAGAACCCUUCUCUCCAACAUUUGUAUAUCAUUAAUUGUUGCUCUCUCGAGUCCUUUUUCUAUGAAGGAAUGGCCUUGAAAAUUCUUUAUAUCCGGAAUUGCAAGAAAUUAUAUUUUCCCCUCACAAAUGAGAAUAUACAGCUGGAUAAACUUGAAGAUUUGAGUGUAGGGAGUAGCUGUGAUUCCCUGACAGACCUCUCCUUACACUUGUUUCCAGAACUUAGAAGUCUUUCUAUUUGGGAUUGUGCAAAACUGCAGAAACUUUCAAUGCCAGAAAAAAGUCAGAUAGAACUCACAUCUCUUGAGGCCUUGGAGAUCAGGGAUUGUCCUAAUCUGGAAUAUUUUCCAACAGGAGGAUUGCCUACCCCCAAUUUGAAGUCCAUUUGGUGCUCUAAUUGCAAGAGUCUCAAGAAACUACCUGAUCAGUUGGGCACUCUUGAAUAUCUCACGUCAAUGUUUAUAAAUGAUUGCCCAGAACUUGAAUCACUCUCAAAACAGGUUUUGCCUUCGAAACUUAGUUUACUCAGGAUCUCUUCCUGCAACAAACUCAUUUCCGGGAAGAAGUGGGGGUUGCAUGGGCUUGCCAGUCUGUGUCUUUUGGAGAUUGAAGGUGAAUGUAAAAACGUGGAGUCAUUUCCAGUGGAAGGAUUACUGCCCAGCAAUCUCAGUUCUCUAUGCAUCAGUGGACUUUUGGAUCUCAAAAAGUUGGACAACACGGGCCUAAAGAAACUUGAGUCUCUUAAAACACUGGAGAUUAGCAGCUGUCGCCAACUCCAGUCCUUGCCAGAAGAUGGUUUUCCAUCCUCCCUCUCUUUCCUCUGCAUCAAGGAGUGUCCAUUGUUGGAACCAAAACUCCAAAAUAAGAAUGGAGAAGAUUGGUACAAGAUAGCUCAUAUUUCUUGCAUUGAAAUUGAUGAGGAAGUAAUCUCAUGAGCGGGGCUUUCAGCGAGGCCAAUAUUGUAGACUUCUUGGGCCACCAGGAAUUGCUUAAGUUUCAACGUGGGUGCUGCCGUUAUUAAUUUACAUUUGCCUCCUACUAUGUUAUCAAUCGUUUUGCAGUCUUCCAAUUCUAACAUUCAGAACAAGUUUGAAGAUGCAUGCAUGGCUUAUAUGUUUAGGAGAAGAAUCUUGAAAGAAUGUGGAGUGUAUUUCUUUUAGCAACUACUUUGAUAUAUUUUUGGGGUUAAAACGAUGCACAUGUAUGUAAGCUGGAUGUGACUUGAGAAACUGUUUAUUUUUUCUAUUGUGAGUUGGCCAUUGUAUUUAUAUGGACUUGGCUAUACCAAAAAAAAAAAAAAAGUGUUAAAUUCAGUGUA